GCGAGCGUUGGCUUCCGUCCUCCGGUUUGUGGUGCGUGGUCGCUAGGAGCCGCAGGAAGGCAAAGCGCGCGCAGUUUCCGUGAGGCCUGCCGGGAGUGAGGAGAGAAGCCCUUCUGCGUGCGAAGCCAAGAUGUCAGAAGACCUGGCAAAACAAUUAGCUAGUUAUAAAGCUCAGUUACAGCAAGUUGAAGCUGCUUUGACAGGAAAUGGAGAUAAUGAAGAUUUAUUAAAACUCAAGAAAGAUUUGCAGGAAGUUAUAGAAUUGACUAAAGACCUCCUUUCAACACAACCUUCAGAAACGCUUGCAAAUUCUGAUAGUUCUGCGUCUGCCCUCCCCAAUCACACUUGGAAAGUUGGAGACAAAUGUAUGGCAAUAUGGAGUGAAGAUGGACAGUGUUAUGAAGCUGAAAUUGAAGAGAUAGAUGAAGAGAAUGGUACAGCUGCAAUCACGUUUGCAGGAUAUGGUAAUGCUGAAGUCACGCCUCUACUCAAUUUGAAGCCUGUGGAAGAGGGAAGAAAAGCAAAGGAAGACAGUGGCAACAAGCCUAUGUCCAAAAAAGAAAUGAUUGCUCAACAACGAGAAUAUAAAAAGAAGAAAGCUUUGAAAAAGGCCCAGCGUAUCAAAGAACUAGAACAGGAACGAGAAGAUCAGAAAGUCAAAUGGCAGCAGUUCAACAAUAGAGCAUAUUCAAAAAACAAAAAAGGCCAGGUAAAGCGGAGCAUCUUUGCUUCUCCUGAGAGCGUUACAGGGAAGGUUGGCGUUGGGACCUGUGGAAUUGCAGACAAACCUAUGACACAGUAUCAAGAUACAUCAAAGUAUAAUGUCAGGCAUUUGAUGCCCCAGUAAUUAAGGGGGAAAUUGUCAUAUUUGCAGGGCUUUACAUUUAUCUUUUUAUUGUUAUAUUUUUCUAACAGUAAACAAUUGGUGCGUAAUGAAAAUGGUGUUGCCAUCACUUGGCUUUUGCUGGUACAAGCCUUAAUUAUUACAAAUAUUCAAAUGACCCCGUUAUUCUAAAAUUUUGUAUAGAUAUGCAAAAGUUAGAGUGUUGAAGAAAUGCCCUUUGCAAUAUUUUGAAGCCCUUGAUCUGAUACAGUGUCUUUACUCAGGCACAUACUGAGAAUACUACCAAGCAAACAAGGAUGUAAUAAAAUAAUUAUCCCAUAUUUUUGCUGUUUGAUAUCUAUCAGUCCUGUUACCUUCCUACAAGAGCACGAUUGUUUUUUAUUUGUUCAGAAAUAAUUCAGUUGAAAUAUUUAUUGGGAUUUUACUCUGAUUAAAUAUAUACUGGAAUGUGCUGAUAGGAAGGGUUUUUCAUCUGAAAGAGCAGAACCCUAGACCUACAAUCUCGGAAAAGAUAGCUAAACAGAAUUUAUGCUUAAUAAUGACUGUUUUCUAUAGAUGAGGGUUUGGUCUCAAAUCACACAUCCUUUCAUUAGUGCUGUGUGAUUCUAUAUCCAAUGGUUUAGAUAGCAUCGAAAUAUAACUUCCCAAGUCACUCCAAACCUGGUACAAGAAUUUGGAGAUUCCCCCACCCUAACUACAUAUGAGACAAUAUUGAGUAUGGAAUAGCUUAGAAACCUGCCAAACAUUUUGUUAUAGUUAAAAAAACCCUCAUGAGUGAGAGUGAGUUUUCUUUUCUCUCUGGAGUGAAAAAAUAUUAGGAACUGGCUGAUUUGUAUUGCGUUUCUAAAUACCAAAUUUUAUAAGUAUGGAAAAAAGGAUAUCUCUUCAGAAAAAAGAAAACAUGCUUAGCACUGGCAAACUGUAUUUAUAGAAAUUAAAAUUAAUAAGGAUUUAGUUAUGAGCUGCAUAAGUUUUUCUCAGUAAUUUUCAAGGACUAGCACUUUAAAACUGGGAGAUACGAAAUACACAUUUGGAAGUAGUUAUUUCCAUUGAAAACUUAAUGGCUUAUUGUAUUUAAUAUACUGCAAAGAGUCAUUUAGUGCUUAGUCAGUUUUACAGUUGAUUCAGCUAUACUUAAGUAUAGUUGGUGUUCUCUCCAAAUAAUGCCACAAUCCAACUGCAUUACUUUAGCUGAACAUUCUUGAUUUUAUUUGGAAAACCAUGUGUAAAUGUUCUGGCAUUCUUGUCUCUUCUGGAUGAAAUUGCUUCCCUUUGCUGUGUGUAAUGCUUAGGGUAGUAAUGACAUCUUUUAAUCUUGCAAAUGUGUUUGAGAGAAAAAGUUAAUGUAUAGCCCUGUAUACAGUGUAGAUAAAUAUUUUUGUAAAAUAUGGUGUCAAUGAACAAGAGUGAAUUUAGUUAUUACUCUUAUUAAAUAAUUCAGAACUAAUUCUUGCUCAUUAAUCUGACCUCCAUUGCUUAUGUCUGUUACAUUGUAGUUCCCUUUUGUCAUGUUUUCUGAAUUAAAAUCAGGCAACAUCAAUACUUGUUGAUACACUCAUUAGUGAAAGUCUGCCAGUUUAUCUGCAUUUAAAUCCAUAACUGGUAGAUUAUAAUCCACCUAUAGAUUCUUCCCGUCAACAAAAAGGCAAAGUAAUUUUUAUUACUGUGUUGAUCUCAGUUUUGUAUGUAACUUUUAUUAAAAUAAAGUGUUUAAAAUCUGUUUGCUAUGUCCCUAAAACCUUGUUAAAAUGAUUUGAUAUAAAUUGAUAUAGCAUUACUAAAGAGGAGGAGAAAUGUGCUGGUUAUACCAUUUAUGAGAAAAAUGCUCUUAUAAAGGUACAAUAUGUCCUGGAUAUAAUAUGACUAUAUCUUGAGCUUUUGGGUAAUAAUUUAACAACAUGGCUGCAAACUUUUGUGUUAUAAUAUUUUAUGGAUAAAUAAGUACCUUCUUUAUUUGUGAAAAUUAGUUUUUUAAAUGCAUAAAGCUAGAAUUGUUGGAAAAGAGCAAACACAAACUGAAUUCACUAAAGGAGCUUAGGAUCGGAGUCUGUAACUCAUUCUUGUAUCCAGAAUAGGUCUUGAGCUAUUGCUUCUUUACAAAAUUUUGUUAUAUCUUGGAAACCACUUCAAAAGGAACUUGUAAUUCAUCAUGAAAUUUGCUCCUCUGUGAAUGCUGAAAACAACAACAACUUGUAAUUCAUCUGCUUUGUAGGUGUUGAGCAUGCAACCCAACAUGGGCAGGAGCAUCCAGCACAUAUGCUGCUGUACCCAUGUGAAAUGCUAAGGUGUAAUUCUCAAAGCACGUGAGCACUGGAGUUAAGCGUGUUGAUUGUGUUUUGGAAACUUCUAUUAAUAUAGGUGAUACCAGAAAAUAGAAAAGUAACAAACUUAUUUGAAAUAAAAUGUCAUAAAAUUUAUUUAUAUAUUUAAACAAGUUAAUAUAGAUGGCCACCAACAAAAGAAUUAUGUUUACAAUGAUGAAAAUGCAACAAUGUUGUCAGCACUGUCCCUGCACCAUUACAGAUAGAGAGAUGCAAUCAGCAUUUUGGUAUUGUUUUAUAGACCAGCACUGGUCAAUCUGCAUAUUAGAGAUUUAUUGGGAUGUUUUGUAGCUUUCAAAUCCUCAAAAAAAUACCAGUUGGCUACAGAGUCAAUAUAUAAUUGUCAUAGUUCAGGUAAGUUAAGAGGAAUUGAAACAGUGAUAGAAGACACCUUAAAAGUGGGCUUGCACUGAAAUUCAUAGGUGGUCAAAAUAUACAUUUGUUCAGGAUACAUUUAUUUAGUAUUGGAAUUGCAUUUUUGGAUUAGUGCAAUAUCAUAGUACUAUGUAGAAUCAGCACCAUGUGAUUUCCCCCUUUAAAGAUUGCAAAAGAAUUCCAUAAUUUAUUAAAAACUGAAAAAAUUCCUGAUUUUUUUUCUUCUGAUAAAUAUCUGAGUAACACAGAGGUACAACCCUAAUUUUUGCUUUAGAUACUGGCUAACAUGAUAGAAUAUAAAAUGAGUG
Notechis scutatus (mainland tiger snake) is the source of this 3848-nucleotide messenger RNA. It is a transcript of the gene SMNDC1, whose product is annotated as survival motor neuron domain containing 1. Gene Ontology annotation, cellular component: precatalytic spliceosome; nucleus; cytoplasm. Gene Ontology annotation, molecular function: RNA binding. NCBI's taxonomy places the organism in Eukaryota, Metazoa, Chordata, Lepidosauria, Squamata, Elapidae. The record is from RefSeq and is a predicted model, not a curated record. Gene Ontology annotation, biological process: mRNA processing; regulation of alternative mRNA splicing, via spliceosome.